Messenger RNA from Drosophila rhopaloa, 691 nucleotides. Its product is annotated as trypsin inhibitor. NCBI's taxonomy places the organism in Eukaryota, Metazoa, Arthropoda, Insecta, Diptera, Drosophilidae. The transcript has 3 exons. The coding region runs from base 364 to 615 and encodes 83 amino acids. Gene Ontology annotation, molecular function: serine-type endopeptidase inhibitor activity. The record is from RefSeq and is a predicted model, not a curated record.
AGUUUCCAAUACCUAUACUACAGAGCAGAAUGGGUCAACAAAUUCUGUGGCUUUUCCCCGUGAUCAUAAUGCUGUAUGUGGAAUUUUCGAGCGGUCAGAAGGCAAAGUGUGACAAGAGACCCACGGUGACGGGGUCCUGUAAGGACUAUAAAGUACGGUGGUUCUACUCCAGCAGCCUCAAGGAGUGCAUAAUGUUCCAUUGGGGCGGCUGCGAUCGAACGGAGAAUCUCUUCGAAAACGGCGAGGAAUGCGAAGCUUAUUGCAUGGGCCUUGGUGAGGUAAAGUCCGCAGUGUAAAUCGGAAAUCCAACCUUUGCACUGCCAAAACAAUCAAAACCAAAGGAAAAUUCGGAAAGAAUCUAAAAUGAAAUUUGAGUUUGGGACUAUUGUUGUUCUGCUUUUGUUUGUGGUCGGUGUUUGGGCCUACAAUACGCGGAAAUGCGAUGACAAGCCCAGUCAAACUGGACCCUGCAAGGCCUCGUUUCAAAUGUGGCGCUUCAUCAAGGAGCGGCUGAAGUGCGAGUCCUUUACCUACGGCGGAUGUUUGUCCACAAAGAACAUAUUCGAACUGGAGUCGGACUGCAAGGGGCAGUGCCUGAGCUCGGGUUCAAAUUGAAAUAUAAACAUUUAAUGCCCACUGACGGCGGUCGUCCGUCGUAUUCCACAAAAUAAAAGUUUUUAGCUGCCAUAAA